AUGCUAACAAGAUCUAGGAUUCAACGAGGCGAAGGCAAGCUUGAAGAAUAUAAUCCUGAGAUUGGAAAACGAAGAACUAAUCCACCAUCACAGAUGGAAGGAAAAGGUGGUGAAGAAGGUUCCGAAGAUAAGAGUAUUCAGAAGACUCUUCAGAAUUUGGAAACCAUUGUACAAGUUUUAGUACAGGAGAGAGAGGACAAGAUGCGAAGACGUGCAGCUCGUGAGAACAAAGGGAAAAGACCAGGAGGUGACCAUGAGCUUCCAAAAACACCCCCAUCUCCUUCUUCUCCUUCUUCCCCAUCUUCUCCCUCUUCUACUCAUUCUGAGUCUUCUUCUCUUUUCAAGAGUUCACAUAAGCCUAGAAUUAAAUUGGAUGUAAAAUUUGAUCUACCAAAGUAUUGUGGGGAAUUAAAUGCUGAAAAAUUAGAUGAUUGGAUUCAACAGGUUGAAGUCUAUUGUAGAGUCCAAAACCUCUUAGAUGAUGCCGAUAGGAUCCAGUUAGCUACUCUUCGGUUAGGAGGUACAGCUCUAACCUGGUGGGAGAGUAGAAUUCGGGAUGGGUCUUCACAACAUGGUAAAAUCAAUUUAACUUGGUCAGACUUUGUUAAUGCUCUCAAGAAGCAAUUCUAUCCCCUAGGCCAUAUGCAACAGUUAAUGAUGAACUGGCAACUUUUUAGGCAAGGGAAAGGUCAGUCUGUCCAGGAUUACACCCAUGAAUUUAGAAAGAAGGCUAUUGCAUUAAAUGUUCCAUUGUAUACCCAGGACACGUUGCUUAAGUACAUAGGUGGUCUUCACUCUUAUCUGAGACAUUCAAUUUUGGUCUUGAAUCCUAGUAACUUUGAUGAAGUCUGUGUCCAAGCCACACACCUAGAGUCAAGAGGUAAGGGUUCUUUUAUUGAUAAGUCUGAUAAGAAGCCAUCUAAGUCUGCGAACAAAUCCCAAAAUAAAGGGAAGGGGAAAAGGACAGCUACAGUGAAGAAAGAGGGUGAAAAACCCACAUGCUCACAUUGCAAGAAAGAAGGGCAUGAUGAUUCUAGGUGCUGGAAGCUGCACCCUGAAAAGAGGCCAAAGAGAUAUGGUGGAAACAAAGACAAACAAAAGACUGCUGCUAUAGUUCAACAGGAUCUUGGAUCUGACUCUGGAGAUGAGACAAAGAUCGUUGCUGCUGGAAUCCAAGGUAAAGAAAAAGGUAGAUCUCUCUCAUUAGCGACAAAUUCUUCUAAUAUAAGUGCAAGUACAAGUAAAGAUUCUACUCCUAAGAAUGAUAAGCAAAGGAAUGAAUUAUUUCAUAUUCGGGUUGUUAUCAAACAUACUAAAGUUGAUACAUUAUUUGAUACGGGUUCUCAAGUUAACUUGAUAUCUGAAGAAAUUGUUAAAAAGCUUAACUUGACUACAACACCUCAUCCGAAACCAUACCCUCUGGGAUGGGUUUGCAAUGAUGCACAAUUGCAAGUAACUAAACAAUGUAAGAUAAGAUUUGCUAUCACUGCAAACUUUGUAGAUGAAGUAGAAGCUGAUGUAGUCCCUUUAGAUAUUUGUGGUCUUGUACUUGGGAGUCCUUAUCUAUAUGACCGACAGGCUAUAUUCUAUAGGGGGGAGAACAAGUAUCAUCUUUUUAAAGAUAAGAUUGAAUACAUUGUACGGGCACAUAAGAUAAAGACUAAUCUUGCACUAGUUAAUGUUGGUUAG
Cryptomeria japonica (Japanese cedar) is the source of this 1689-nucleotide messenger RNA. RefSeq lists its product as uncharacterized. The record is from RefSeq and is a predicted model, not a curated record. The coding region runs from base 1 to 1689 and encodes 562 amino acids. Lineage: Eukaryota; Viridiplantae; Streptophyta; Pinopsida; Cupressales; Cupressaceae. The transcript has a single exon.